AUGACGCGAAACAUGGCUGCUACUUCUCUGCGCAAUAUCAUCGUCGUUGGAGGCUCGUUUGUGGGGCGGUCGACAGCUCAGGAACUUGCAAAAAUUAUUCCACCAACUCAUAGGCCUCGUUUUGCUAUCGUUCCUGGCCAAGAACACAAAGCAUUCAUCCCAUACAGCGGACUCUUCGCAAAUGCAACAAACCCAGCUGCUCAUACCGUGGUUCAAGCGCGUGUCACAUCCAUCCGGCCAGGGUAUGUAGAGCUUGAUCGCGAGUGGCAAGGCUCAAACCGAAUUCCAUUCGAUUAUGUUAUCGUUGCGACAGGGACUCGGCUCUCAAAGCCUGCUGCAAUGGAACACGACGACAAGCUAUCAUCCGUCGAGUACCUACAAAAGCAUCAAUCUGAUGUCAAGCGAUCAAAAUCCAUUCUGAUCGUGGGAGGUGGUGCAGUGGGCGUACAAAUGGCCACUGACCUUAAAGAGUAUUACCCAGACAAGGAGGUGACGGUCGUCCAGUCACGGCCUCGUGUUAUGCCGAGCUUCCACCCUCGACUGCAUGAGAUCAUUCAGAAGCGUUUCGACGAGUUGGCAGUUCGACUCAUCACGGGGUCUCGCGUGAAGAUUCCCCCUGGUGGCUUCCCCAAUGAUGGAACCACUUUCGACGUGCAGCUGACGAACGGCACGACGGAAUCUACCGACUUCGUCAUUCUGGCGACGGGGCAAACACCCAACAACAAGUUGGUCGCAGAUUUGGAACCAUCCACACCUGAAGGUCUCUCCGUGAUCAACCCAGAUAAUGGGUUCAUUCGGGUUCGACCGACAAUGCAGUUCCUCGAUGAGAAGUACUCGAACAUGUUCGCUGUUGGAGAUAUUGCCGACACCGGGGCGCAGAAGGCAGCGCGACCCGGCGCAGCCCAAGCUGCUGUGGUGGCAAAGAAUAUUCAGACAUUGAUUGAGGGAAAGCAACCCGAAGAGAAAUUUAUCAAGGGUCCUGGGGCUAUCCACAUUACCCUGGGCAUGAAAUACAACGUGAUUUUCCGCAACCCGAAUACCGCAGAGGGUCAAACUGAGCCUUGGAUCAAUGAGAAGAAUGGUGGCCAAGAGGACAUGAAUGUGGAGGCCAUGUGGCAACGAAUGGGAAUUUAUGUCAACAACCCGCGUCAAUAUCACCUCUGA
Penicillium bovifimosum is the source of this 1164-nucleotide messenger RNA. RefSeq lists its product as uncharacterized. The transcript has 5 exons. The record is from RefSeq and is a predicted model, not a curated record. Bases 1 to 1164 code for a protein of 387 amino acids. Gene Ontology annotation, molecular function: electron-transferring-flavoprotein dehydrogenase activity; flavin adenine dinucleotide binding. Gene Ontology annotation, cellular component: cytoplasm. Lineage: Eukaryota; Fungi; Ascomycota; Eurotiomycetes; Eurotiales; Aspergillaceae.